Molecule: messenger RNA, 2790 nt
Organism: Osmia lignaria (orchard mason bee)
Lineage: Eukaryota; Metazoa; Arthropoda; Insecta; Hymenoptera; Megachilidae
Product: aromatic-L-amino-acid decarboxylase
Biological process (GO): amino acid metabolic process; catecholamine metabolic process; carboxylic acid metabolic process
Cellular component (GO): cytoplasm
Molecular function (GO): pyridoxal phosphate binding; aromatic-L-amino-acid decarboxylase activity
Source: RefSeq, a predicted model, not a curated record
CGUUCUCUUCGUUGAUUGAAGCUGACCAUUCAAAAAAUUGCAAUUCUCUAAAAUCAUCUUUUUCAGUGCAUUGCCCCUUCUGGAUUAAUUAAAAAUAAAAAAGUAUAUUAUUGGGAAAUUCUGAUCGGUAAUGGACACAAAAGAGUUUGUUGAUUUUGGCAAAGCGGCCAUCGAUUUCGUGGCUAAUUAUACGGAUAACUUGAGGAACAAGAAUGUUCUUCCGGAUGUUGAACCUGGAUAUCUUAGUGAAUUGUUGCCGAAAGAAGCGCCACAGAAAGCGGAAACCUGGCAGCAAGUGCUUAAAGAUGUCGAGCAGUAUAUUAUACCAGGGGUAACACAUUGGAAUUCACCGCAUUUUCAUGCAUUUUAUCCGACAGCAAAUUCCUAUCCGGCUCUUGUGGGUGAAAUUUUGAGCAGUGGUAUCGGUUGUAUUGGACUUUCAUGGCUUGCUUCACCCGCCUGCACCGAGCUCGAAGUUAUUACAAUGAACUGGCUCGGAAAAUUAAUAGGAUUACCGGAGGAGUUUCUAAACUGUGGCGAAGGCCCAGGAGGUGGUGUUAUACAGGGAUCAGCAAGUGAGUCUACGUUGGUGUGUUUAUUAGUAGCUAUAGAACAAACCACACGUCGGAUAAAACAUCUUCAUUCAGACUGGGAUGAUGCUUAUAUUAGGUCGAAAUUGGUUGCAUAUACGUCUGAUCAAUCAAAUUCCUCUAUAGAAAAAGCAGGAAUUUUAGCCUCGGUUGCCAUGAAACUUUUACCAGCCGACGAGAAAUGUGUUUUUCGAGGUGAAACGUUAUUGAAAGCGAUCAAGGAGGACUUGGAGAAAGGUUUGGUACCAUGCUGUGUUAUAGCUACUUUGGGUACCACUGGCACGUGUGCCUUUGAUAAACUUGAAGAAUUGGGACCCAUUUGUAAAGAGUACAAUGUUUGGUUGCACGUCGAUGCUGCAUAUGCAGGUGCUGCUUUCGUUUGUCCCGAAUAUCGGUAUUUAAUGACUGGCGUUGAAUACGUUGACUCCUUCAAUAUUAAUCCACACAAAUGGUUACUCGUGAAUUUCGAUUGUUCUGCACUAUGGGUUAAAGAUUCUAAGAGACUCAUUGAAGUCUUCAGUGUAGAUAGGAUUUAUUUGGCGCACGAUAAAGAAGGAGUUGCUCCAGAUUAUAGGAAUUGGCAAAUUCCGUUGGGACGACGUUUUCGUUCUUUGAAACUUUGGUUUGUCUUACGUCUAUACGGAGUGGACGGUUUACAGGAACACAUAAGGCGUACCAUAAAAUUUGCUCAAAUAUUUGAAGAAUAUGUUAAAUCGGACAGCAGGUUCGAAUUAGUGAUAGGUAGAUCCAUGGGUUUAAUUUGCUUCAGAAUAAAGGGUGACAAUCAGUUAACUAAAGAACUUCUCAGCCGUUUAACAGCCGAAAAGAAGAUUUAUGUGGUUGCUGCAACUUUUCGCGAAAAAUUGGUUGUUCGAUUCGUAAUUUGCAGUCGUUUAACUCGAGAAGAAGAUGUUAUAUUUGCUUGGAAUGAAAUUACAAAACAAGCGACAGAAAUCGUGGGACCUAAGACACCUUGUUUGGAAGAAAAAGCACAUGAAUCAUUCGCAAAAUCUUCGGCUGAUUUAGCGACGAGGAUAGAAAGUUUAAAUCUCGAGUCAAAAACGCAAACAAUAUCGUAGAAUAAAUUUUACGCUAUGGAGCAAAAGUAGAAAAAUUGUAUUUAAUUUUCUAAAAUUUCUAACUCGAUUUCAAAGUUUCAAGUACCUGUUAGAGCUUUCAGUCUUUGUAGGAUGAUGUUUAGUUUUAAGAAAAUAAGAUUUUAAUGCAAAACUUCGUUCAUUCGUUUAUAGUUAACGAGAAAAAUAGUUGAAAUUGGAUGUUCAGUUUAUGAAAGUAAAAUAUUGAAAAUAUCUGUAAUAACUAUUCGAAUCUAAAGUAGCAUGUGAGUUGUAUGACGAAAGUAAAUAAUUGCAAAGUUCUUUGCCGGAAAAAAUGAAACUUUGUGAUUUAAUUUAAGCGUAAUCAUUGUAAUGAUAUUUUUGCUGACAUAAAUAUUUAUAGCUCGUAUUAAUUGUGUUCGUUGAUUAAUAUUUUCAUUCAUAAUUUGUUAUUGCAGAUUUAAAAAAAGAAUAUUAAUGUAGGAUUUGAAAAAUAAAGAAAUUAUGUUGUAACUGUAGGCAUUUAGUGGAGGAGGGGAGAAGGUUUCGUCUCCCCAGAUGCCUUUUAGUUCGGGCCGGGUAUCGCUAGGUAGCGGCGAAAGAUCCAGUGACAGUGCUCUCGCAAGCGGUCGCCUGGCAGGCCUAGCAUUCGAAUUGCGGUAUGAUAGAUGUUUCGGCCAGGGUUCGUCGGUUGUCAGCUCCAUUGACGAAUUUGACAGACGAAACGCCUUUUUCUCCCCUCUCCUACAUAACGAUGUUUAAAUGAAUAGACAUUUUGCAAAUCAUUUUACACAGUCAAGGCCCACAUUAUAUCUGUAAAAGUGGUCUUGGUCAAAUUCGGUGUUUAUACAUGUUGUAAUCCGGAAAAACGUACAGGCAUAUAGAUAAAAAAUAAAAAAUAAAACAUAAAAUAUACGAUGGCUUGAAGUUAGCGAAACAAUAAUUUCAAAAAUGCUAUUUCUGAAUCCGUAAGUUAAUAUAUACAUAUAGAAAAAAAUGUAUAUAUGUAUUUUAUAUAUGUAUAACGUUAUAUAUAUAUGUAUAACGUAUUUGCGUGCGUACAUGUAAGUGUCUAAAUAUAAGUACACACACGUGAGUAGAUAAUAUGUGCGCUAAAAGGUUAUCCAGCUAUCUCUUUCAUG